This is a messenger RNA of Gongylonema pulchrum, 1158 nucleotides long. The record is from the annotation of a GenBank genome assembly. NCBI's taxonomy places the organism in Eukaryota, Metazoa, Nematoda, Chromadorea, Rhabditida, Gongylonematidae.
GCUUUGUACCGAGCUACUGGACAAGCGUAUAAACCUGUUCCGCCGAAACAGUCUUCCGUAGUGCCGUCAAAAGCGCAGGGUUUUGUCGACAAAGCUAGUAAACACGGCAUGGAUGAACUGAUCCAGGCAGAUCCAAUCAAUUUUAGCCACGACCAUCUUUUUAGUAAACUGCAGUCUCUCACCUUGGAUUUUCGAUUGAAUGAACCAAUUUGCUCACUAGGCUGGUUUUCGCCGGGAGAGGUGUUCGUACUGGAUGAGUAUUGCGCCCGUUACAUGGUUCGUGGCUGCCAUCGGCAUGUUUCACUUCUUAAUGAUUUGCUCAACAAGGCCGAUGAGGGCUUCCUUAUUGACCCCACACUUAUGCAUUAUUCGCCAGAUGGCGUAGGGACGGUUACGCUUGAAGAAAAGGAAAAAUUUCAAGAUGUCAAAGAGAGACUAAGGACUUUGCUUGAAAAAGAAAUCAUAAAUUUUAGGUAUUGUUUCCCAUUUGGUCGACCGGAAGGUGCUUUGAAAGGAACAUUAUCGCUACUAGAAAGGGUGCUAAUGAAAGAUGUUGUUUCACCAGUGCCUCCAGAAGAAGUCCGGAAUGUUAUUCGGAAAUGCCUCCAAGAUGCCGCCUUAGUCAAUUAUACUCGCAUCUGCAAUGAGGCGAAGCUUGAGCGUGAGGUUUUACGCCAAGAGCGCAUGGGCAUGGGUGUGAGCCCGCAGCAGAGGAUUGAAGACAUGAUACGAGUUACCGAAUUUUGCAUCGAUUUGCUUAGAGAAAACGAGGAGCAUCACGGCGAUGCGUUUGCAUGGUUUAGCGAUCUGCUUGCCGAUCAUUCAGAAAUUUUUUGGUCGCUUUAUUCAGUGGAUCUGGAUGCAGCACUGGAUAUGCAGCCGCCAGAUUCAUGGGAUUCAUUCCCGCUAUUUCAGCUUUUGAAUGAUUUCCUGAGCAACGAUCGGUGUGCAGCAGCAGAUGCUAAAGCCUCUGCUCGUUUUUCAUUACUUUUCUAUAAUCUAUUUGUUGCAGCCCACUUGAGAAAUGGUAUUUUUCACACGAAACUAAUUCAGCAGUUCUCUCCGAAAGUGGUGCGUUAUGUCGAUCUGAUGGAGCAUUCAAUAGCGCAGUCUAUUGAAAAAGGUUUUGCACGGGAAAAAUGGGAAGUUCGGAAGUAA